AUGAGCAAGCUACCUAGUGAUAACGAUGUCCUCUUUUAAAAUAGGAGCGAAGAAGUGUUCCCAAGAAAGCAGAAAAAAACUAAUAAAGCAGGAUAUCCUAAUCGAGGCAGCAAUAACAAUUAUAUAAAUGGAAAUUAGAAUAUAAAAAAUUCAGCAAUUUUAGAAGAGGAAGAUGAGUAUAAGAAUAGUGUUAAAUUUAAUGGAGUUAAAUCAGAAAAUCCAGACAAAUCUUAAAAUAUUAGGCAAUAGAUUCUCUCAAAAAAAUAGUCAUCUCAGCUUUUUGAAAAAAAUUAAAUCGAAGAUGAAAACGCUCGAGGAUUUGACUGUGUGUUCAAUUAAAAUACAUCUAAGCCAAUAUCAUCGAAGCACAAAGAUUAUGAGAAUUCAAUGUCCUCAAAAGGAGACUCCAAGUUUACUGUAAAAUCUGAAUAAUCCAGUAUGCUCUUUGCUUCUAACCCUAACUAAAUUAAUAGCCCAAGUAUCCACGAUACCUCUAAUAUAAAUAGUAAAAUACUGCAGUAGUCAAGUCAUCAUCACUAAAUUUCUAAUAACAAUCAUAGUGAAUUUCAAAAUAUAUCCUCUAAAGUGACAAAUUUAAACUCUUAAAAAGAUAAAUCUCAGGCAAAUAGAACACAAAUAGGCUCACAGCAAUAACUGUCAAAAAACUAAAAUUCUAUUACUCACUAAUUAAAUUAAAACUCUCACAAUUUUCCAUAUUAUCAGCCAAACAAUCCAAUUCUUUAUCAACAAAGUCAAGGAUUUUUUGAUGCUGAUUCAAUUAAUUAAUUAAUAAAAUAAGACUAAUCUAAUAAAAAUAAUAAUAAUAAUAACAACAAUAACAAUAAUAACAUUCAAAUAAAUGGAUCUUAAAUAUAAUCUUAAGAAUAAAUAUAAUAACUUUAAUUACAAAGUAUUUAAAACAAGUAGAGCUAACAAAUGCUUUUCAAUUCUAAUUCAUAAAAUCAAAACAGUAAUUUUAAUCAUGAUUUUAUAAAUAGUUAAUUUGGAUAAAACAGUUUAUUAUACGACUUAAACAAUUCCCAACUUUUCAAAGAUAGUAUUUACUCGAAUGGACUCACAAGGAAUUUGCUUCCUUAAAAUGACUCAGAUGUAUUUGAUAAUGAUGGAGGUAUUGUAGAUUAUUUUUGUAAUGACAAAUAAGAAAACGAUAACAAAGGAACAUUACUAGGAAAAAACUUAAUUUCAAGUUUUGCUCAAUAAACCCAGCAAAAUCACAAAAAUCUCAUAUCUUCUCCAAGAGGCUAAGCUAACAGCUUUUAGUUUCCCAACUAAGGCUUCAAAAAAUCUUAAGUCAAGUAAGAAUCACUACUUUCAUCUAACUAAAAUGAUUAAAAUAAUUUGAUAGAUUAAGCAAGAUCUUAAGUUGACGAUUAUAGUAACAAUGGCGAAUAAACUGAAGAAAGAUAAACUUUAAGAGGAUUAAGAGCCUUAUCUUUAAAAGUAAAGGAAAUAGUUUAGGAAAAAGGAUCUACUACAUACAAAGAGGUAGCAGAAACACUUGUACAAAAUCUAAAAUCAGGUCAAAAAUAAUUAGCUGAGAAAGAAGAUAUUAAAGACGAAUAAAAUAUUAAAAGAAGAGUUUAUGAUGCAUUAAACGUCUUAAUUGCUUCUGAGGUAAUUGCUAAAAAAGGCAAAAAGGUGCUAGCUAUCGCAAAAACAAAUUUAGCUGGUAAAUGCCUAAAGCAUGAUAAUUGGAAAGAAGCAAAAGAAAAGCAAGAUAUUUUAGAUAAGUAAAAGUAAAAAGUCAACUAGAAAAAAGAUCAAGUUAAAGAGUUAGCAAGAAAAUAUGUUGCUCUUAAAAAUCUUAUAAGCAGAAAUUAGUCUAGUGAAAAAAAUACUUAGAUGAAUUCUUAGUUAUUUGAAAACUUCAUCAACCAAAAGGAUGAAUAUGACGAUAACUAAAAAUUCUUUAUUAAUUCUUAACUUUCAAAUAAAUCACAAACUCAAGGAUUGAGAGAUAAGAUACUUUAACCUUUACUAGAUGUCUAAAAACAAAAAUUCUAAUUCCCCGUUUUAUCAGUGAGAUUUAAUCCUGAUGAUUAAUAGAGAGUGAUCAUGAAAAUGAGCAAAGAUAAAAAUAAUCUUAAGAUAUAUGCAAAGGGAUAUCUUGAAACUUAUGGAGACUUAGAUAUAUUAUGUCAAUUAAGUUUAGACAAAGUUUAGGAUUAGUUUAGACAACAAGUGCUAGGAGAUAAAUAUCUUAAUUGGAUAAACUCAGUUGACCAUAUAAAAACAGAACAUAUUGUAGAAGAAGAUAAUGAAAAUCAAUACCCAGGACCUUACAUGAUGAAUGAUUAGAAUAAUUAUUGA
This is a messenger RNA of Tetrahymena thermophila SB210, 2331 nucleotides long. RefSeq names its product transcription factor. Gene Ontology annotation, biological process: regulation of transcription by RNA polymerase II; regulation of cell cycle. The record is from RefSeq and is a predicted model, not a curated record. Gene Ontology annotation, cellular component: transcription regulator complex; nucleus. Gene Ontology annotation, molecular function: RNA polymerase II transcription regulatory region sequence-specific DNA binding; DNA-binding transcription factor activity, RNA polymerase II-specific. NCBI's taxonomy places the organism in Eukaryota, Ciliophora, Oligohymenophorea, Hymenostomatida, Tetrahymenidae. The transcript has 6 exons.